CCAAGCAAAUAAAGGCACCGCGUUCAUCCACGAAGCUCCUUUCAUUUCUUUGGCUCGGACUCUUGAUCUCGGACUCAUUCUCAGCUUUGUCACUUUAUCAGCCCUAAGACAUACUAGCUCAUGUAUUCAAUCCCGUCUCAAUCACCACCCAAGGCUUCAGGCCGAAAGGGUAGUAAGAAAGUACGCACUGGCUGCAUCACCUGCAAAAUACGCAAAGUAAAAUGCGAUGAAGCCAAGCCUUACUGUCUACGAUGUAUCAAAACAGGUCGUCAAUGCGACGGCUACCGUCCCUCCCCAAACUCCUCCCCAGAACCUACGUCACUCUCUCCUACACCAGGCUUCGACUCACCCCAAGAAGUACGCGCCUUUGAUCAUUAUCGCCUGCGCACUGCGAAAGUCCUCUCUGGUCCUAUCGAUGCUAGUUUCUGGGGCGGCGUGGUUCUCAAGAUGAGUUCCACCGAACCAGCUGUUCGACAUGCUAUUCUUGCUAUUAGCAGUUUACACGAGGCUGUUGAGGUUCAGAGUAAGAGUCUGAGGGAGAUUGAUACACGGUUUGCGUUUAGGGAGUAUGGAAAUGCGAUUACUUCGCUGAGGAAUUGGGGACAGAGGAGUGAACCUUCUGUUGUGCCGCUGCUUGUUUGUGUCUUGUUUAUUUGUGUUGAGUUCUUGAUUGAUCGCGAUACAGCUGCACAGAUGCAUAUUUGUCAAGGACGGCAUAUUCUCUCUACUCUUGGUGAUGGGCGCUCACCGGCUAUGGAGAUGAUUAAGCAUUCCCUUGUGCCUAUCUAUGCUCGUCUCAGUCUCUCGAGCUUUCUCUUCGGCAGCCGACCGGCGCCUAUACCCGCACACCUACGGAGCUGGAGCGACAUGCCCGCUGUUUUCGCUAGCAUUGAAGAAGCUCGAUAUGCUCUUUAUCUGCUGUUGGAUGACAGCUUGCAGUUUAGCACAAGCGCUCGAGUUCCGAUCUACAAUCCGAAUGCAGAACCAGAAGAGAUUCGCAAGCUUCAGAAUGAGCAGCAACGCCUUCUUUCACAAUUGAGUCGAUGGCACGCUGCAUUCACCGUCACGACAUCAAUGAGUCCUCAAUCCCCUUCUCUGGAGAACUCACUAAACGUUCUCCGCAUUUACCACCAGUCGACUCUCAUCUGGGUUUCCACCACCUUGGACACAGGCGACACAAAGCUCGAUGAGUUCAUACCCAACUUUGCAAACAUCAUCACUCUCGCAUCAACCAUUAUCGGCUCCGUCCCCUCCAACGCUAAACUCGAGCCUUUUAGCUUCGAAACGGAGAUUAUACCACCUGUGUACUGGACAGCUAUAAAAUGUCGUCAUCCUCUCCUGCGACGCGCAGCGCUUAAACUUCUUACCCGGAACCAAAUGCGCAAUCGCAGAGAGAAUCUGUGGCACGCUCGCGAAACAGCCGUCAUUGCCGCGCGAAUCAUCGAGAUUGAGGAAUCAGAAGUCGAUUACCCUCUCGAUCUUGACUUUACAAUGGAUCCCUUCAUAGCUCCAAGUCCAAGUGGUUUGAGCGAAGUAUCUGCUGAAGCAAACGCUGCUUUCGACCUCUUUACUUGUGAUCCCAAAAAGAUCAAAGUCGACAUCUCAAAUCCUCCCAGUUUACCACCACCGCCUCCAUCGUUCAGCGAUCCAACACCUGAAGAGAUUCUCUCUGGUUCGCCGUGCAGUUUGGCGUCGAGUCGCUCAUCUCCUACUCCUACGCCUGAACCUGCGUCGCCCAUCUCAGCAGCGCUUGAAGGUAUUCAGCAUCUCGAUUCUGCGGCGCUUAAAUCUGUCAGUCUUGAGUCGCCGUAUGGAGUGCCGGAGAGUAGAAGGAUUAAGAAUGCGCUUAUUGGACCGGCGGAUGAGGGUGGCAUUUGGGUUACGUUCUUUCGGGAUCCUGAGCCGGGGGAGACGUCGUGGAAGGUGACGAGGGAGUUUUUGAGAUGUUGAAGUAUUUGAUGGUUGUUAUGACUAUAGUGGAGUUUGUUAGAUAUGCUGUUAUGCAUCAUAUACCCAUGUUUUGUUUGUUGAUAGACUUUGUUGCUUUAAUGUCCGAUGAUUAUUCUCCUUUGCGUUUCAUGACUGGUUUGGUCGUGAAACAGAACACCGUCGUUGCUGCGACCGUUUGCUAUAUCUCAUUCUUCAUAAUGAAUCACCAGCAUAUAGAUCUUACGAUUGCACUACUGUUCAAUUCAGUAGAAACUUCUUUCUUGGUAAUGAUGUUUUCUCUGGCUUCUCAAGCUCUGUAUUGGAUUGCAGUUAGUUACCCUAAGUACAUAUACCCCAGGGAGCAAGAAAACAUCAGACUAGAAGAGGAUGUCAAAAUAAACUCAUCAAAGAGGCCCCUAAACUUAGGCUAAUUUAUCUAAAUCUUUUUAUUAUUUAGGAUUAAGGUCCUAAGUUUUA
Molecule: messenger RNA, 2406 nt
Organism: Fusarium redolens
Lineage: Eukaryota; Fungi; Ascomycota; Sordariomycetes; Hypocreales; Nectriaceae
Exons: 3
Coding region: 121-1950 (609 amino acids)
Biological process (GO): regulation of DNA-templated transcription
Molecular function (GO): DNA-binding transcription factor activity, RNA polymerase II-specific; zinc ion binding
Source: RefSeq, a predicted model, not a curated record